GUCAUCACUACCCUUUAAUCCUGCAUGAGUUCAUGUGCCUUUUACCUCACUCCAAGCCUUUCUCUUUCCACAUAGAGAUCUUUAGGAGAAGAAAGAGAGAUUGGUGUCCUUAAACAACCUGUCAGCAGCAGAACCUUGAACUGUUGAACUGACAAAUAGAUUCUCGGGCUGCUAAGAAAAUACAAACAGUUCGGAUUCUUGAAAGACUGAAACUUCUUGGAGGGGUUGCUGGUCCGGAAAGGGAGUACUCAGGCUGAAAUCUGACGUUUGCCAGCUUUGUGAGGAGAUGGGUGUUGUUACUGUUGCAGAAUUGAAACCAAGUAUAUCUGGGAAGAGAUCUUUUCGUCCAAGUUCCAGUAUAAGGCAUGCUACUGAGUGGCCUAUUUCUGAUGUUUCUAGUGAUCUUACGAUUGAGGUAGGAGCAUCAAGCUUUGCACUUCACAAGUUCCCUCUAGUUUCUCGGAGUGGAAGAAUCCGGAAGCUGUUGAUUGAUGCAAAAGAUGCAAAAAUUUCACGCGUAAAUAUCUCUUCUGUUCCGGGUGGACCAGAGGCAUUUGAGCUAGCUGCAAAGUUCUGCUAUGGAAUAAAUGUUGAGAUUACUCUAUCAAACGUUGCAAUGUUAAGAUGUGCAUCACAUUUCCUGGAAAUGACAGAAGAGUUUGCAGAGAAGAAUCUUGAAGCUCGUACAGAAGCUUAUUUGAAGGACAUGGUACUCCCAAAUAUCUCAAGCUCAAUAUCUGUUCUUCACCGUUGUGAAAGCCUCUUGCCUAUAUCUGAAGAGAUCAACCUGGUUAACAGACUUAUCAAUGCAAUUGCGAAUAAUGCAUGCAAAGAGCAGCUCACUUCUGGCUUAUUGAAACUUGAUCACAACUAUCCAUCAAAAGCUAUGCCAAACAUGGAACCAGAAACACCGUCCGACUGGUGGGGAAAGUCUCUGGCAGUUCUUAAUCUUGAUUUCUUCCAACGAGUUUUAUCGGCUGUAAAGUCAAAGGGUCUAAAACAGGACAUGAUCAGCAAAAUUUUGAUAAAUUAUACCCAUAAUUCUCUUCAAGGUCUGGUUGUCAGGGACCCUCACUUGGUAAAGGGAAGCCUAUUGGAUUUGGAGCUGCAAAAGAAACAAAGGGUAAUUGUUGAAGCCAUGGUUAGCUUACUGCCAACUCAAUCAAGGAAGAGCUCAGUUCCCAUGGCGUUUCUCUCCAGUUUAUUGAAAGCUGCAAUAGCCUCAUCAGCAUCCACUUCUUGCAGAUCUGAUUUGGAGAGGCGGAUUGGUCUGCAACUAGACCAAGCAAUUCUUGAAGACAUCUUAAUACCAGCCAAUUCACAUGGAAACAAUCAUACAACCAUGUAUGAUACAGAGUCAAUCCUGAGGAUCUUCUCCAUUUUUCUAAACUUGGAUGAGGAUGAUGAUGAGGAUAAUCCCUUGAGGGAUGAAAGUGAAAUGGCAUAUGAUUUUGACAGCCCCGGAUCUCCCAAACAAAGUUCAAUCCUCAAAGUAUCUAAGUUACUGGACACUUAUCUUGCAGAAGUUGCACUAGACCCAAACUUGUUGCCAUCAAAAUUCAUAGCACUAGCAGAACUGCUUCCAGACCAUGCUCGCAUUGUUAGCGAUGGAUUAUACAGAGCUGUUGAUAUCUUCCUCAAAGUUCAUCCGAACAUAAAGGAUUCUGAACGCUACAGACUAUGCAAGACCAUAGACUGUCAGAAACUAUCUCAAGAAGCCUGUAGCCAUGCAGCACAGAACGAAAGGUUACCAGUGCAGAUGGCCGUCCAAGUGUUAUAUUUUGAGCAAAUCAGGCUUCGGAAUGCAAUGAGUGGAGGCCACAAUCAGUUCUUCUUUGGUGCAAUCAACGGUCAGUUCCCUCAACGUUCAAGCAGCGGUGCAGGAAGUGGAGCCAUCUCACCAAGAGACAACUAUGCAUCAGUGAGAAGAGAGAACCGAGAACUGAAGCUUGAAGUUGCAAGAAUGAGAAUGAGGCUAACCGACUUAGAGAAGGACCAUGUUUCCAUGAAACAAGAGUUGGUUAGGACUCAUCCUGCUAACAAAUUAUUCAAAUCAUUCACCAAGAAAUUAAGUAAGCUCAACUCCCUAUUCAGGAUCAACAAUCUGAAGCCUAUAGGAGGUAAAGCCAAUUCAGAAUCUCGAUUCUUGUUCCAAAGGCGAAGGCGUCACUCGGUAUCGUGACUAUUGUAACAGGUGUGAAUAACUGAAGAGUGUAUAGUAAUAUGUGUAGUGUGAGAGUUGUGGUCUAAUGGCAGAGUUGAUAGCUACUAGCUUCUAUUUUUCCUUUUGUUUUUUUGGAGUGUUGGAUUCUGGGGUUGCUUUUUUUAGUGAGAUGAUUGCCUUCACAUUUUGAAAGAGUCUUGAGGGAACGACAUACUCACUCAAAACUUGUAGACUUAAUGCUAGCUGUUUGCUACAUGUGUGACUGAGAAUCUGUAGAUGAAUGAGCAGACACACAAGCCUUUUAAGCUAUCAUACUUUUUCACUUGCACAAACAAACAUUCUUGCCUCUUUUUC
Theobroma cacao (cacao) is the source of this 2518-nucleotide messenger RNA. Its product is annotated as BTB/POZ domain-containing protein At1g03010-like. Lineage: Eukaryota; Viridiplantae; Streptophyta; Magnoliopsida; Malvales; Malvaceae. The record is from RefSeq and is a predicted model, not a curated record. Gene Ontology annotation, molecular function: protein binding.